AAGCAGGAACGGAAAUAGUGAAAUAGAGGCCGCCUCGCCGCCGCCUUCCUUCUCCAUCCCCGCCUUUCUUGGUUCGUGUCGAGACAAAAGAAGCGAGAGAGAGGCCUCGAGUCCGAGUGGGACGCGGAUCUAAUGUCCUCUGGUUGAACAUUUUAUCUACCAAAAUGUCAAAAAGGCCAUCUUAUGCCCCUCCACCCACCCCAGCCCCCGCAACCCAAAUGCCCAGCACACCAGGGUUUGUGGGAUACAAUCCAUACAGCCAUCUGGCCUACAACAACUACAGGCUGGGAGGGAACUCGGGCAGCAACAGCCGGGCCACGGUAGGAGAAUCAACUAUUACGUCAUCCGGCAAACAACAGGAAGUGACCAGAAAUGGCUUUAGAGCAUCAUCAGGCAUUACAAUCCCCAAGCCCCCCAAGCCUCCAGAUAAGCCACUCAUGCCAUACAUGAGGUACAGCAGGAAGGUCUGGGACCAAGUGAAGGCGUCCAACCCUGACUUGAAGUUAUGGGAAAUUGGGAAGAUCAUUGGAGGGAUGUGGCGAGACCUCACUGAUGAAGAGAAGCAAGAAUACUUAAAUGAAUAUGAAGCAGAAAAGAUAGAGUACAACGAGUCAAUGAAAGCCUACCAUAAUUCACCUGCUUACCUUGCCUACAUCAAUGCAAAAAGCCGGGCUGAAGCUGCACUGGAAGAGGAAAGCCGGCAAAGGCAAUCUCGUAUGGAGAAAGGUGAACCUUAUAUGAGCAUCCAGCCUGCUGAAGACCCAGAUGAUUAUGAUGAUGGGUUUUCUAUGAAACACACUGCCACAGCUCGUUUCCAGAGAAACCACCGCUUAAUUAGUGAGAUCCUGAGUGAAAGUGUAGUCCCUGAUGUCAGAUCUGUGGUCACCACAGCUAGGAUGCAGGUUCUCAAGCGCCAGGUUCAGUCCUUAAUGGUUCACCAGCGUAAACUAGAAGCAGAACUCUUGCAGAUAGAGGAACGCCAUCAAGACAAGAAGCGGAAGUUUUUGGAGAGCACAGAAUCCUUUAACAAUGAGCUGAAGAGGUUAUGCAGUCUGAAGGUAGAGGUGGACAUGGAGAAGAUUGCUGCAGAAAUUGCUCAGGCAGAGGAACAGGCCCGUAAGCGACAGGAAGAACGGGAGAAAGAAGCAGCAGAGCUAGCAGAACGCAAUCAGAACAGCACAGGGCCUGAAGAAGAGCAAACGGCUAACAAAACAGAGGAGAAGAAAGAAGAAGGACCAACUCCCAUGGAAACAGAAGAACCUCCUCCUGAAGAACCCCUUGAGAGCCAGCAAAAUGGUGAAGGGACAUCCACGCCAGAAGAUAAGGAAAGUGGACAAGAAGGCGUUGAGAGCAUGGCAGAGGAAGGAACAAGUGACAGCAACACUGGCUCAGAAAGCAACAGUGCCACAGUUGAAGAACCCGCGGCUGACCCAGUAGCUCCAGAAGACAUUGAAAAGAAAGAAUAAAUGCAUAGCCUCCCCUUUCCAUGUAUCUCUCUCUUCCUUUUUAAAAAAUUGACAGCACAGGAAAGAAUAAGUUGUAAAUUGCUGUUGGUAUUGUUGUUUUCUACUUUUCCAGCACCAAAAUAAAUAUUGGUCAUUUAUAGUAUUUGAAAUAUUUGUGAUGGCGCUGGAUUCAAAUGUCUAGGGAUGAGCUAAGGCUUCUAAGUGACCAGCUGGCAUGGAACCGGAUCCCAACAUUCAUUCUGCUGCAGUUCAGAAGACCAGCAUCAUAUCUGUCCCAAAGAAACAGCCCUGUUCUUUGGCUUGUUGUCUUUUCUUGUGUUUAUUUCCCUCAGAAAACUCUUAUAGAGCCCCAAAGAAUUCCCUUUUGUAUUAUGUUGAUUUGUUUUGCUUCCUGUUCUCAUCUAGGGGCUAAGAGUUCAGAACUGGUGGUAGAGGUGCAAUUCCCCAAAACUCACACUAAUCCAUAUAAUUUGGGAACUAAUAUUCCGGACUUGAACUCCAAUCUGUUUUUUAAUUUGUGGAAAUCACGAAUUCUUCUCCACAGAAUUAAAUAUGUCAUAUUUUUUUCUAAUAAUUGUUUCCCUGUAUCCAUUAUACUGAAAGCUAAGUUCACUGGUCUAAUGUUUACUUGCCUCCUUUUUCAAAAUCCCUUUGGAAAACUUGGAUUUUAACCAGGACUAUAUCUAUCUAUCUAUCUAUCUAUCUAUCUAUCUACCUAUCUACACAUACACACGUCCAUACAUACAAAUACAGAUACAAUAGUGUCAUGAUAGAAUGUAUUUCACAGAAGAACAGCAUGUAAUAAAGAUAAAUAGGGAUCAAAAUUAGUCGCCAUGUUUUGCUAUUACAAUUACCAUUAGCAUUUUCCAUGCUGCCUUUUCCUCCUCUAUAGGGUCUGUAACAAAAAUUGGAAAAGUUACAUUUUGGACUAGAAGUGGAAACCCCACAAGUCAUGGCUCCUGGUAAAUUAUAGAAGUUGUUGACCAAAAAAAUCCAACUUUCCUGGACUCUAGUCUUUAAACAUAGUAAACUUUAUUAAUUAGCCCUUAGGCCAUAUCACAAUACCAAACCAAAACUAGUCUGUAAAAGAAAAGCUCUCACACUGGAAAUGUUGCCCACCUUCCAUACUUAAAAACAAAUAGUGAUAAUGUAAUAGUGCAAUGGGAAAAACCAAAGGAUUUCAGCUAAAUAUUAUUAAAGGGUCACCAUUUUUUAAAUGCAGCAGCAUUUUCUCUCAUGCAAACUCGAAAAAGACAGAGAAAGCAGUUUCUCUUGAGGCGCAUGACUCCAAGCCAUUUCUGCCAACAUGCAAUUGCAUCCACAGAGUUUCGUUCUGCCUUGGGACUCUUCAAAGCAACAUGUGAUCCUUCUUAGGGUUCCCCCACCCCUGUACUCUUUGAUCUGAAUGACUUGAUUCAAAGGCGUGGUGCAAGAUAAUCCAAGACAGUAGUUUGAAGCUUGUCAAACUGUUCCCCUCCCACAUUCUGCCACAGUUGGAAAGCACCAUGCAAUUUGUUCUUUUCAGACAACCCUUUCAGUUGACACAAGUGCUACAGAUGUCUCGCAUCAUCAUAAAUGUUAUUUGUUUUCUCUUGAAUCUGAAACUGGAAAUUCUGCUUCAGGGUUGCCCUCCACAGACAUCUCAGAAUUCUUUUCUUUAAAAAAAAAAGGUUCCUCUAAGUAAAAACACCAGGUUUUAUGUCUGUCUCCUUAUCUGAUGUUUGCUUACAGAUUUGUCAUGGGUUUUUUGUUAAUGUUUUUUAAAAACUAUUUGGUCUCUUUAUUGGUUUUUGAUGUAAUAAACUAGAAUAUGUUUUAAGAUAAUGAAA
Anolis sagrei ordinatus is the source of this 3295-nucleotide messenger RNA. It is a transcript of the gene SMARCE1, whose product is annotated as SWI/SNF related, matrix associated, actin dependent regulator of chromatin, subfamily e, member 1. Gene Ontology annotation, biological process: negative regulation of DNA-templated transcription. Gene Ontology annotation, cellular component: SWI/SNF complex. Gene Ontology annotation, molecular function: nuclear receptor binding; nucleosomal DNA binding. The record is from RefSeq and is a predicted model, not a curated record. Lineage: Eukaryota; Metazoa; Chordata; Lepidosauria; Squamata; Anolidae.